AUGUCGAACAAACCUUCUUUCGCCUCUAGUGAGCCGGUUUCUCCGGGACGCGACUUACUGGUAUUGAGCGUUGGCGGAGGUGGAACAGGGAAGGGGACAGAGGGGAAAUAUGCGAAACUGCGCAAGUCGACGAGCCAGUCGAAGUUGAUGGUCGUCGCCUUUUCGCUUGGCGAGCGCUGCCGGCGGGUACUAACGAAGCGAAAGUCUUCACCACAGUUCGAGAUUGACGACCCGGUGGAUCAUGAGGUUGAUCAGAUGGCCGAGACGGACGCUGAAAGAGUGCACUCGGAUCCUGCUCAUGUCUCUCAGCUCAGCCGGCCGCCGUCCCCCUGCCUCUCUCCAAGACCCUCCUCCAUCAGCUCCGCUCGUGUUUCCUACGACUCUUCCUUCAUCACCCUCAGCUACACCGAAUCCGCCCGCAGUAGUCUCAGCUCCGAUCUCAGCUUUUGGUGCCGUGGUCUCGACCCCGCUUGGGAAUGCGACUUCGGUGCUGCUAACGAUCGUCCAAAAAACCUCGUUUCAUCCGCCUCAUGA
This is a messenger RNA of Puccinia triticina, 534 nucleotides long. RefSeq lists its product as uncharacterized. Bases 1 to 534 code for a protein of 177 amino acids. The transcript has a single exon. Lineage: Eukaryota; Fungi; Basidiomycota; Pucciniomycetes; Pucciniales; Pucciniaceae. The record is from RefSeq and is a predicted model, not a curated record.